AUGGGAGCGGCGGCGGACGCGGAGUGGCUGCGCUGGGUGAGCAAAAAAUUCGGGAAUGUCGCUGGGAAGGAGAAGGAAAUCAGCCUGGAAGAGUUCAAAUCCGCCCUGCAGGUCAAGGAGUCCUUCUUUGCUGAGAGGUUUUUCGCGCUCUUCGAUUCCGACGGGAGCGGCUCCCUGAGCCGGGAGGAGCUGCUGGGAUCCCUGCGCCGGCUGCUCCGCGGGAAUUCCACGGAAAAGCUCCGCUUCCUCUUCCAGGUGUACGAUGUGGAUGGGAGCGGCUCCAUCGACGCCGAGGAGCUGCGGGUGGUGCUCCGGGGCUGUCUCCGGGAGAGCUCCCUGGCCCUUCCCGAGGAGCGCCUCGGGGCCCUGAGCCAGGCCCUGCUCCAGGCCCUGGACCGGGAUCACAGCGGCUCCAUCACCUUCCCGGAGCUCCAGGAGCAGCUGGAGGCGUUCCCGGAACUCCUGGAGAACCUGAGCAUCAGUGCUGCCAGCUGGCUGAAGCCCCCCACGGGCCGGGAUGGGCUGCUGCUCCCGGGGCUCGCCACCUCGGCGCUGCUGCUCGCCCUGGGCGCUCUGUGGCACCGGGAGCGCGGCCCCGCCCUGGCGCUGGCCCGGGGCUGCGGGCAGAGCCUCAACCUCAACUGCGCCCUGCUGGCCGCGCUGAUGCUGCGGCGCUCUCUGACCUGGCUGCGCUCCUCGCCGCUGGCGGAGCUGUUCCCGCUGGAGCUGCACGUGCGGGGCCACGAGCGCGUGGGACACCUGGUGCUGGCCCUGGGGACCGCGCACGCGGGGGCACACCUGGCACACGCGGGGCUGGCGGCGCUGGGCGAGCGGGCGCGGCCGGGCGCCGGUGGCGUUGGUGGCACUGCCCCGCAGAGCGGGCUGGCGCUGCUGGCGCUGCUCCUGGCCAUGCUGGCCUGCUCCAGCCCCUGCGUGCGGCGCGGCGGCCACUUCGAGGUUUUUUACUGGAGUCACCUCUCCUACAUCCCCGUGUGGAUCCUGCUGCUCCUGCACGCUCCCCACUUCUGGAAGUGGUUCCUGAUUCCCGGCUCCCUGUUUGUGCUGGAGAAGGUUCUGGGCUGGGCGUGGCGCUGGGCGGGGGAUCUGCACAUCCUGGAGGCCAAGCUGCUGCCCUCCAAGGUGACCCACCUGGUGAUCCAGAGGCCGAAAUCCUUCCGCUUCCAGCCGGGGGAUUACGUCUACCUGAACAUCCCGGCCAUCGCCGCCUACGAGUGGCACCCCUUCUCCAUCAGCAGCGCUCCGGAGCAGCCAGAAACCCUGUGGCUGCACAUCCGGGCGCGGGGCCAAUGGACCACCAAGCUCUACGAGUACUUCCAGCAGCUGGAAUUGCACGGCCCGGAGCCAAACCUGCCCAGGAAAAGCUGGAGGGAGCGGAGGAGCCGGCACUGGGAACAGGAAGGAUCCGUGGCAUCUGGAGGGGACGGAGCCGUGGAGCUGACGGCAUUCCAAGCCUCUGGAGCUGCUUUCCCAGGAAAGGACCCGGAGCAGGGGGGCGCUGGGCCCGGGGAGACACAGCGGAGCUGCAGCGUCAAGGUGAGGAUGCUCCUGCCUUUCCUGGAUCCCGGGAAAUGCGCUGGGAGCAGCAUUCCCACCAUCCCAUCCCUGUUCCUGUCCAUCCCAUCCUCAUUCCCACCACCCAUCCCCAUUCCCAGCUGCUCCAUCCCUGUGCAUAAACUCCAGUCCUUCCCACCCAUUCCUUGCUCCCACAAAACCCCGGGAAGAUCCCAAAUCCCAGGAUCCCCUUUGUGCCCUUCUCCUCCCCCUGGAACGGCUGGAUCCGUCCCUGAGCCUGAUCUCUCCCAGUGCUUCCUGGACGGUCCCUACGGAACGCCGAGCCGGCGGAUCUUCAGCUCGGAGCACGCCGUCCUCAUCGGAGCCGGCAUCGGGAUCACGCCCUUGGCCUCCAUCCUGCAGAGCAUCAUGAUCCGGUACCGGCGGCGGAAGCAGAGCUGCCCCAGCUGCCAUUUCUCCUGGAGCGAGGAACGGCGGGAUGAGGAGAUGACGCUCCGGAAGGUGGAUUUCAUCUGGAUCAUGCAGGACCAGCAGCACCUGCAGUGGUUCCUGGGGCUCCUGGCCCAGCUGGAGACGGAGCAGGCGGAGCUGGAGCCGGGAGGGAAGUUCCUGGAGCUGCACCUGUACGUGACGUCGGCGCUGGGCACGGGCGACGUGAAGGCGCUGGGGCUGCAGCUGGCCCUGGACCUGCUGGCGGCCCGGGAGCAGCGGGAUUCCAUCUCCGGGCUCCGCAGCCGCACCCGGCCCGGCCGCCCCGACUGGGCCAAGGUGUUGGGGCAGGUGGCGGCGGAGCGGCGCGGGAAGGUGCGCGUGUUCUUCUGCGGCUCCGCGGGGCUGGCCAAGGUCAUCCGCCGGCACUGCCGCAGCUUCGGCUUCCGCUUCUCCAAGGAAAACUUCUGAGCGGAGCCCAUCCCGCGGCAUUCCAGCCGGGAUCCGCUGGGGCGCCAGCGGGGGAUGGGCAACGCUUCCUUCGCAGCCGGGGAAUAAAGCAGGAAAAGAUGGGGAAGCUCCCUUUGGAUCUUGAGGGAACGAUGGGAAUGCUGGGGUUCAUGGAAGCCAUUCCAGCUCCUUGGAAAAACCAAGGAAAAACUGGGAUGGGAGUCGGUGUCCGAGAGGCGCCACUCCUUCCAACGUGGAACCUGCGCUGGAUUGAGAUUGGUUUCCUGGUAAAUCAAGGGAACCCAGGAAUCGGGAGCUGGCGAGGCUGUGGGUAACAAUUCCCCUUGGAAUUCCUGAUUUUCCAGCCUUUCCCAGGCCUGGGAUCUCCUCCGAAGCAGCAGCUCCUGGUGGGCAAGGUGCAGAAUUCCCGGGGUUCACGUUGGGUCGGGAUUGUACCGCGUUCAUCCAGGCUCUGUUGGGUUUAUCCCGACCUGGGUGGUUUUUCGGGAUGGAGGAUCUGGAAUUUGGAAUCAUGGAAUUCCUCCUCUUGGAAAAGCCCUUGGAGAUCCUGGCCUCCAACCAUGCCGCUGUCCCAAGUGCCACAUCCAAAGGGUUUCAAUCCCUCCGGGAUGGGAUUCCAGCCCUGCCUGGCAGCUCCUGCAUGCCUGGAGCUUUUCCAGGUGGGAAUUUUCCAGGUGGGAAUUUUCCCAACAUUCCCAAACCUCCCCUGGCGCAGCCGCCCCACCCCCCCGCUCUCCCUGAGCCGCCCUGCCCAGCCCGCCGCUCUCCCGGUUCCUCUCA
Molecule: messenger RNA, 3213 nt
Organism: Passer montanus (Eurasian tree sparrow)
Lineage: Eukaryota; Metazoa; Chordata; Aves; Passeriformes; Passeridae
Gene: NOX5
Product: NADPH oxidase 5
Exons: 17
Coding region: 1-2433 (810 amino acids)
Biological process (GO): defense response; superoxide anion generation
Cellular component (GO): NADPH oxidase complex; plasma membrane
Molecular function (GO): superoxide-generating NAD(P)H oxidase activity; calcium ion binding
Source: RefSeq, a predicted model, not a curated record